Somion occarium is the source of this 1427-nucleotide messenger RNA. Lineage: Eukaryota; Fungi; Basidiomycota; Agaricomycetes; Polyporales; Cerrenaceae. The record is from the annotation of a GenBank genome assembly.
AUUCACUGGCAUGUGAAGUCACCUUCACCAUGUUUUCUGCCAUCCAAAACCUAGUUGUUGGUCGGCAAUUACUCUCAAUAGUCUCACAACGAACGAGAGCUGGUAGACCAUGUAACUCUCGUCCUUGCAUAAAUGUUUUUGGGAACGUUCAUCAUACUCAUGUGCAAUGGCGAAAGCUGAGUACAGCUGAAGCUGAGAAUAUCAAUGUCAGUCAUUCUCGUUUCCUAUCCGAGGCUUCUCCUGGUGAGAAAUGGAAAGACGGCGGAGAAGAGGGUGAUGGAGCAGAUAUCCAUGCGCCAGGAGAGGAUGAGCUGGUACCAAAUGGCAAAGGGAAGAUAUCACCAACGUCCUCGCAUCUCUUCAAACUUAUUCUCCCAUUCCAUCUGGCGUAUACAAAAGAGAAGGCUUCCACCGAUCCACCGACCGUAUUUCUCCUCCAUCCUUCUCAGCCUCUAUCACACGUUUCUCGCCUCAUACUUUCGUCUCUCCCCUCCACUGUUCUCUCAACACACCCACAUGCAACUGUAGCCUUCCAAAGCACCACUCCACGAGGGAACCGUUUUCAAUGGAGCGAAUCAACCGACGUCGGCGACUUCAUAAGAGACGCAGCUCGUUCAUCCGAGUUUCGCAUUGAGGUUAGACUCUCACAAGACCAAGAAACAUUCUUGAAACGUGAUGAAAAUUCCUCCAGCACAACGGAUUCAUUCGUUAUUCCAGUCACGAUCCCGCCGUUUGAUUCAAGGACGCGUUUCCUUCGUCGGAGGCUUACUGCGAUUGAACAAGAACUUGGUCAAAUGGAGGAAUUGAAGAAACAAUGUGAUAAGGAAGCACAUCGUGGAGCUCGUAGAAUGGCGGUGUCGGGAUUCGGUCUUCUUGUGGUGUAUUGGGGCACUGUUGCUCGGUUGACGUUCUGGGAUUAUGGCUGGGACGUCAUGGAACCUAUCACGUAUCUUUCAGGUCUCUCGACAGUAAUUCUAGGUUACCUUUGGUUUCUCUACCAGGGCCGAGAAGUAUCAUACUCUUCGGUCUUGUCUAGCUCUAUUUCAGCCCGACGACAUGCCUUAUACACUGCAAGAGGCCUAGAUAUUGAGCGUUGGCGGGACCUAGUCGAGGAGCGUAGAAAACUCAAGACGGAAAUUGAUCGUAUUCGUGGUGAGUACGACACAGACUCGCACGAUGAAAAGCAAGGUGAGGAGCGAGAGAGAGACGAAGAGCAUAGGGAAGUGAACAAACGUGAUCAGGAACGCUCGGACAGACAUCUGUAAUAGGUUAGGCCAGGAAGGACUCUGGGACUUCGCAUACACGCAUUUGGACUGUGGAAUAUAUCCUCGCAUUGACAUAGAGUACUCACGUAUUGUAGCAGAAUCAUGGCUGUAUCUAUACUCUCGCAUUAAGUAUUGCAUGAAUUUACGCUGAACUCACUAUUC